Molecule: messenger RNA, 2053 nt
Organism: Owenia fusiformis
Lineage: Eukaryota; Metazoa; Annelida; Polychaeta; Sabellida; Oweniidae
Source: the annotation of a GenBank genome assembly
GGGUGUUCCUAGGCACUUCCGGUUACCAAAUUUCAAAAAUGAUUUGAAAAGUUUGCCAAUCGUAUUACGUGUGAUAGUUGGGGAACAAACCAGCAUGACUAUUCUAGCCAAAAUCAAAAGGAACUGGUUCCUCAUUGGCAUCGUUUUGGUUAUCACUUUGGCCAAGUUGGACCCGGAUAUUGGAAUAAAAGGAGGGCCUUUAAGACCAGAGAUUACAGUGAAAUUCAUUGCAGUAUCUGUGAUAUUCUUCAACAGUGGAUUGUCCCUGAAAACAGAGGAACUGGCAAGUGCUCUAUUACAAGUAAGACUGCAUUGUUUUGUCCAAGGCUUCACCCUCAUGCUGGUUCCAUGUCUGGUGCAACUCCUCGUUAAUAUUCUGGAAUACUCAUCUAUCAGCCCAUGGCUACUCAAGGGUCUGUUGGUUGUAGGGUGUAUGCCACCCCCUGUGUCUUCUGCAGUUAUACUCACAAAGGCAGUAGGAGGUAAUGAGGCUGCUGCCAUUUUCAACUCUGCUUUUGGCAGUUUUCUGGGUAUUGUGAUAACCCCUGUUCUACUGCUGUUAUUUUUGGGUUCUUCAUCUUCCGUCCCAUUUAUGUCCAUAUUUGGUCAGCUCUCCAUGACAGUGGUUGUUCCGCUUGUGAUUGGUCAGAUUGUGCGGGGCUUUGCUAAAGAACGCAUCACAAGAGCGAACAUUCCCUUUGGGUCAAUAAGCAGUGCAAUAUUACUGGUGAUAAUUUACACAACAUUCUGUGAUACAUUCUCAAAUAAAGAUGCAGCUAUAGACACCUUCAGUCUACUCUCAACAGUUUUAAUAGUAUUUAUGGUGCAAGUUGUCUUACUUAGCCUGACAUUUUACGUGUCUAGUCGUCCUUGGAUGUCAUUCCAACCAGCAGAUACCGUGGCUAUAAUGUUCUGUGCCACUCACAAGUCACUUACAUUAGGCAUUCCUAUGUUAAAGAUUGUCUUCAUGGGCCAUGCCCACUUAUCUCUCAUCUCAGUGCCUCUUCUUAUAUACCACCCAACGCAGAUCCUGCUAGGAGGUUGUCUCGUGCCUGUUGUUAAAAACUGGAUGCUCAAUGCGCAAAAACAGAGCAUGACUUUGGAUGAUGAUGAGAAUAUGAUUAUUCUCAGUAGUAAGUAACAUGGACAAAAGGUGGCUCUGAUCUGGUGUUACUAUGGGGACAGAGGUCAAACAGAUCAACAAGACAGCAUAUCACAAUAUGAGGAUGAACAACUUACUCUUGGUAAACUGGAUGAGCAGGCUACUUUUUGGGCUAGCAACUCUCAGGUUCAUAGGAUAACACAUAGUGCAAAGUAGGAUGGGGAUCUAGGGACAAUCAAUCAUACACAUCGAACAUCCCACGCCAGACAUAUAUCUUUAAUGGAUAUUUGGAGUUAUUCAGUGUAAAAGUAUUAUGUGGCAUGUGUUUUGUAAGUGAAAAAAGGUUAUUAUGGUUAUUAUGAUCUAGGAUCACAUCAUAGAGUUAUUGCAAUCUACUUCUUACAUGACUACUUAAGAAAUGAAGAGACUUUGACAGAACAAAUAUGUAGUCAUGGUGAUAUUUGUUAUAAUGACAACGAACAUGCAAUAUUCAAUGUAAUGUUAAUAAUCUGAGAGUCGCACGUUUAUAUGUAUAACAUAGCAGACGCGAAUCAUGGGAAGUAUAGUUUAGUGUGUCUCUAGAUACUCCAUUCUCAUUGGUUAAUGAAGGGUGUACGAUAUAUACCGGGUAUAUAGUAUUUUUAAAAAACAACUUUAUAUACUUAAAUAAAACUUACAUUUUAUGUAACAUAUGAUGUUUUGGGCUAAUGUGCUGAUGCACAGCUCUUGUUAGGUGUAUGUUGUGUUCUCAGGGUUAAAAGGUCAAGAGGAGUGAAUUAUUAAAACGUUUUUUUCUUAUUUAUCUUGACCGUAUACCUCUACAAUUGGGAAAUCGGGAUUGGAAUAUAUAAUUGCUGAAACAAGUAAAUUACUUCAUAAACAGUUUUGGGGGCAGCCUUGUAUACGUAUUAUAAAAAAUAAUAAAUGAAUAUAAAUGGACAUUGCACAUGU